Messenger RNA from Balaenoptera musculus (blue whale), 1328 nucleotides. RefSeq names its product gamma-glutamylcyclotransferase (gene GGCT). The transcript is spliced from 5 exons. The record is from RefSeq and is a predicted model, not a curated record. Bases 100 to 771 code for a protein of 223 amino acids. NCBI's taxonomy places the organism in Eukaryota, Metazoa, Chordata, Mammalia, Artiodactyla, Balaenopteridae. Gene Ontology annotation, molecular function: gamma-glutamylcyclotransferase activity.
CGCAGGUAACUUGCCCGGCCCCAGCUUCCAGCCUUUCCCCUAACCUCUAAGGCUGCGCGGUGCCGCGGUUCCUGGAUUGGGGUCAUCUGCCACCGCGCUAUGCUCCUCGUCCUCUCCUCACUCUCCUGCUACAGAUCCCAGGUCCGUGCAGGCGUCCGGUGGGACAUGGCGAACUUAGGCGGCGAGGACCUCCGGAGCCAGGAAGGGGAGAGUUUUCUCUACUUCGCCUAUGGCAGCAACCUGCUGACGGAGCGGAUCCACCUCCGAAACCCCUCGGCCGUGUUCUGCAGCGUGGCCCGCCUGCAGAAGGAACUCAAAGUUUGUUUUAGUUGCAUGGAGUUCAAGGAUUUUAAGCUUGACUUUGGCAAUCCCCAAGGCAAAACUAGUGAAACUUGGCAUGGAGGUAUAGCCACCAUUUUUGAAAGUCCUGGCGAUGAAGUAUGGGGAGUAGUAUGGAAAAUGAACAAAAGCAAUUUAAGUUCUCUAGAUAAGCAAGAAGGGGUUAAAAGUGGAAUGUAUGUCCCAAUAGAAGUUAAUGCUUCUACUCAAGAAGGAAAAGAAAUAACCUGUCGAAGUUAUCAGAUGACAAAUUAUGAGCGUGCUCCCCCAUCACCCCAGUAUAAAAAGGUGAUUUGCCUGGGUGCAAAAGAGAAUGGUUUGCCACUGGAGUAUCAAAAGAAGUUAAACGCAAUAGAACCAAAUGACUACAAAGGAAAGGUCUCAGAAGAAAUUGAAGACAUUAUCAAAAAGGGGGAAGCAAAACCUCAUUAGAACCUAAUAGAAUACAUCUACAGAUAUUUUCUCUAUAUGCUAAUACAUUUUUAACAUUUAGAACAGGGAUCUGGGAUAUCUCUGUGUUUAAUAUAUUUUCAACAGUGUUCUGAAGGGAUAUCUCACUUGGGUGAUUCCUUGUUUUCAGGCUAUAAAAAGACUAGGAUAGGAGUUAGACAAUUGAAAAGGGGGCCUUGCGGCAUUGGAAUGCAUGACAAGUAGAUGUGAGUAUUCCUUCUGUGAACCCUUAAAGUUAUUUUAUUGAGUUGAUCUGAAGUGUAUUUUUGCUCUGUGAUAAAGGGUAGAUUUGCAACUUAAGGAUGGUGCUGGUAAAUGACUCUGCUCUGGGAUUUUUUCUUAGCUUACUAAGAGCAAGCAAACUGCAGAGACAAUUGAUUAUAACAACUUCAAAAUUUAAAAGAUGGCAUACUGUUCUUAGAGGAAUAAAUGUAUUUGUAGUUUAACCUAUAGUCCCUACUAAAAUACUACAUUUCAUUUUGUUAGAGAGACUCAUAUCGUCACACAUACUGGGUCUGGUCUUGGUCUAUAGCCAGUCU